Hyaena hyaena (striped hyena) is the source of this 1873-nucleotide messenger RNA. It is a transcript of the gene CCDC38, whose product is annotated as coiled-coil domain containing 38. Bases 76 to 1767 code for a protein of 563 amino acids. The transcript has 16 exons. Gene Ontology annotation, cellular component: centrosome. NCBI's taxonomy places the organism in Eukaryota, Metazoa, Chordata, Mammalia, Carnivora, Hyaenidae. The record is from RefSeq and is a predicted model, not a curated record.
CGUCCGCUAACGCCGUCCUGAAGGAUAGGUUGGAGCGGCCCCGGGAUCCAAACUCUUGGAGGGCCAGGAGACAACAUGUCAUCAAAUGUUUUGCCGACAUCACUGACUCCUGGAGAGAAAGAAAGAGAUGGCUCAGUCAAAAAGGAAAAACCAUAUAGGAUCUUUUUCAAAGAUCUCUUUCUUUUCAAAGAAGAUGAAGUGGCAGCAAAGAAAAAGGAAAAAAUUAUAAACCGCAGCAUGAAAGUCUACCAAAAGUCUACUUUUUCAUCUCGAAUGAAGAGUCGUUCACACCUGGGCCAAAUGGCAUUCUACUCUGACAGGGCUCGUGACUCAUUUGACAAAUUUGGGCUAGAUCCCACUCUUAUUCUCAGAUUAACAGAAGGUGCAGACACAAAAAGGACAAUUCAUGAAUUUAUUAAUGACCAGAGAGACAGGUUUCUGCUGGAGUACGCUCUCUCAACCAAAAGAAAUACAAUUAAAAAGUUCGAAAACCUCAUAGCAGUAAAGGAACGGCAACUCGUAAAAGCAGAAAAAAAGCUCCAAGAAGAUGCCAUGGCCUUUGAAGAGUUCCUUCGAGAAAAUGACCAGAAAUCUGUAGACGCCCUUAAAAUUGCAGCACAGGAAACUAUAAACAAACUCCAAAUGACAGCAGAGCUAAAGAAAGCAAGUAUGGAGGUUCAGGCCGUAAAAAGUGAGAUAGCAAAAACAGAAUUCCUCCUUAGAGAAUACAUGAAAUAUGGAUUUUUUCUGCUGAAAUUGUCUCCAAAACACUGGCAAAUCCAGCAAGCACUGAAAAGGGCACAGACGACAAAGGGUAGUAUGAAUGUCACCCUUCCGAUAUUAACAAAAUUAAAUACAAGGAAGAAAGAGGGCAAUACUGAGGAUUCCAGGAAGGCAUCCUUUUCAGACGAGUAUUCUAUGGGAAGAGAUAGCCAAGGAAAACUACGCAGGAAGACCACUUUAACCGUAGAGAAUAAGAAAUCAUCCUUAUCAAACCCCACUGAAAGUAUCAGUUCAGAAGAUAGUUUGGAAUUCUUUUUAGAUGAUGAUACAGACUAUGAUCUGGAACCAGAGAUUUAUUUCAAAGAACCAGAAGAUUUACUUCAAGUCCUCACAGAGCUGGAAGAGCAAAAUCUAACUUUGGUACAAUAUUCCCAAGAUGUAGAUGAAAGUCUUGAAGAUCUAUAUAAAAGAGAAAAACUUAUACAGGAUAAAAUAAAUAGCAACAUAGAAUUUCUUUUGGAGCACAAGGAAAUGCUCAAGACUAACUGUGUGAGAGAAGAGGAAAAAGCUGCAGAACUGGAAUUAAGGUCCAGGCUAUUUAGUUUUGGAGAAUUUAAAUCAGAUACUCAGGAAAAACUGAUAGAAUCUCUUAGUAAAAAAAUUAAUCAAGUAUACAAGGUCUGCAUUGGAGAUGCUGAUGUUGGCAGUCUCAACCCAGUUCAAAAGCUGGUAAAAGUAGAGUCUCGCCUGGUGGAAUUGAGUGAUCUGAUUGAUUCCAUUCCCAAAGAAAAUGUGGAGGCAAUUGAGAGGAUAAAACAGAAAGAACGGCGGCAAAAAUUACGUGAAGAGAAAAUGAAAGAAAAACAAAGACACCAAGAGGAAAGGCUAAAAGCUGCCCUGGAAAGGGCAGUAGCACAACCAAAGAAAAAGCUGGGAAGAAGACUUAUCUAUCGCUCAAAACCUUCAUCUGGUAUCAAACAGGAGCUAUUUUUGGUCAAGGAUACAAGAGCAAAAUCAAUAGAGGAAGAAUAUUUUUUCACUUGAAUAGGUGCACUAAUAAGACAUUUACUGCCAGAAUGUUUUAGGCAUUUUGUAGAUUUUGGUUUUCAGUAAUGGCAAUAUUCUGCCCCAUAUGUUGCCCUAACCAAUU